Molecule: messenger RNA, 1986 nt
Organism: Leishmania mexicana MHOM/GT/2001/U1103
Lineage: Eukaryota; Euglenozoa; Kinetoplastea; Trypanosomatida; Trypanosomatidae
Product: putative heat shock protein 70
Exons: 1
Coding region: 1-1986 (661 amino acids)
Biological process (GO): protein refolding; cellular response to unfolded protein
Cellular component (GO): cytoplasm
Molecular function (GO): ATP hydrolysis activity; ATP binding; ATP-dependent protein folding chaperone
Source: RefSeq, a predicted model, not a curated record
AUGAGCUUCACAGAGGAGUUUGAUGGUGCCAUCGGCAUCGAUCUCGGCACGACGUACUCGUGCGCCGCCGUCUUCGUGCGCGGGCAGGCGGAGGUGAUCCCGAACGACAUGGGCAACCGCACCACACCAUCGUGCGUGGCCUUCUACAACGAUGACGUGCUCGUCGGCGACGCUGCCAAAACGCUGCUCGGUCGCGGCGUCUCUGGUGUCGUGUUCGAUGCGAAGCGCAUGAUUGGUCACCACUUCAGCGACAAGAGCAUCCAAGAGGACCGCACCCGCUGGCCGUUCCCUAUCUCAGAGGGUGUAAAGAACAGCAUUCAGAUCAACGUGACGCACAAGGGCGAGGAGCUGCAGCUGGCACCGGAGCAGAUCUCUGCCAAGGUGCUAGUCUACUUGAAGGAGUGUGCCGAGCGGUACCUGGGCAAGCAGGUGAAGAAGGCCGUGGUGACGGUGCCGGCGUACUUCAACGACUCGCAGCGCGAGCGCACCAAGGCGGCGGCAACGAUUGCUGGCCUGGAGGUGCUGCGCAUCAUCAACGAGCCGACGGCGGCGGCGCUGUGCUACGGCCUCGGCGUCGGCAGUGGCACAGGGCAACAGCAAGGCGAGGACCGGCCGCACAAUGUCGUCGUCUUCGACUUCGGCGGCGGCACUUUUGAUGUGUCCGUCAUCGUCAUCGACAGCGGGAGCUUCGCGGUACAGGCGACCGCCGGUGACACCCACCUAGGCGGGCAGGACAUUGACUCGAACCUUCUCAAGUACGUGCUAGACGAUUUGCAGUCGCGAUACAGCCUCAGCAUCGCCGAGCAGCCGCGUCUGCUCGCGAAGGCCCGUACAGCGUGCGAGCGGGUGAAGCGGGUUCUGUCGCAGUCAACAGCCGAAGAACUGGCCCUGGAUGGUGUGUUGCUGAGCGGCGAGGAGUAUACGCUGUCUGUCUCCCGCGCAAAGCUGGAGGAGCUGAACGCGUCUGUGUUUGCGCAGUGCAUGAAGGUGGUGAAGCGCGCCUUGCAGGAUGCAGGCAUGAAGGUGGAAGACGUCCAUGAGGUCGUGCUCGUCGGCGGCAGCUCGCGCAUCCCGAAGCUGAACGACAUGCUUCGCGCCUUUUUCAACAAAGAGCGACUGUGCAACUCAGUGCACCCGGACGAGGCGGUGGCCAUCGGUGCCGCGGUGCAGGCCAGCAUCCUCACCAACUCGCUUGAGCAGCAGUCCGAGAAGACGGCCAACGUCGUGCUCAUGGAUGUGGUACCGCUGAGCAUCGGCGUAGAGAUCGACGAUGGCAAGUUCGACGUCAUUGUCCCCCGCAACACGACCAUUCCGUACAAGGCGACGAAGGAGUACAGCACAGUCGAAGACUACCAGCAAGACGUUGACGUGUGCGUGUACGAGGGAGAGCGGCCGCUGACAAAACAUAACCACAAGCUGGGCGAGUUCACACUCGAGGGCAUCACCCGUGCCAAGAAGGGCAAGCCCACCAUCACGGUGACCUUCUCCAUCGACGCGAACGGCCUUCUCACCAUCACCGGCACGGAGGAGUUGGCCAACAAGAGACACACGCUCGUCGUGCAGAACGUCGACCGGCUCUCCGAGGCGCAGGUGAAGGAGAUGAUCGAAAUGUCGAAGAAGUUCGCCAAGAGCGAUGCUGUGGACGACGCCAGAGAAACGGCGCGACGGACGGUGAAAGGCGCACUCGAGACUCUCUCCGCUGCCAUCGCCGCGAUGCCGCCGCCGCCGCCGUCACAGCUGCAGAAGCGGCUUGAUGCCUUUACUUCGCAUACGCAUGACUGGCUCGAGCGACAGCUGCCCUCCUACUCGACCGUCGCCGAGAUGGAGGAGAAAGCGAAGCAGAUCGAAAAACUCGCCAGGAAAGCGGUGAAGAAGGUGAAGAAGGCGCGCGGCGGUGAGCCGGCCUCGAAGCGCCACCGCGACGAGGGAAACGGGGGCAACGAGUCCUCCAGCGGCAGCGACGCGGAAAACGAUGCGGACAAGUGA